UAUCAACCUAAAUGUAUCUCUAUGACAAUAAUCCCAUGAUGAUUGUUUAAUUUUCUUGCAUAGUUAUUAGCUUGCUCUCAAUUGUCGGAGUUAUCAUUGUAUUUUUACUUGGAAAAGGUUGGAAAUAUUUCAUUGCUACGUAAUUUUGUUAAAUUAUAAUUAUUAGCAUCUUCUUUACAUAAAUCAUUAGCAUGCUAUUUUUCUUUGUACCACAAGUACUAACUCCAUUUUUUUUUAAUGGAAACCCAAAAGAUCAAAAUGAUGAAAUUGAUCGAGAUUAUAACAACGAAUUCUGUUAAUUCAAAAAUGAUCUUGAAAAUAAAUAAUUUUGCAUCAAUCAAACAUGUAUUAUUAUAUUAUAAUAUAUAAGUUUGCAAACUUUAAGGAUAUUUCGUCAAUUCAUCUUUUUUGGCAUCUACUUUGAUUUCUUUGUAUUCAUGCUAUAUCAUUAAAUAAACUUUGAAUGCAAAUCCUAAAUUUGGAAAAAACAUUAAUUAAAUUUAUAUAAUACAUUUCAUAAUUGGAAUAGUAACUUUUAUUAUUUGUUUACCUAUGCUUAUUGUUGAUGUGGAAUUUUAACAUUAUGGAACUUCAUGGAAUAAAGAGCUUGUAUACUAUAUUUGUAAUCUGAAAGUCUCAUCAGAUUAAAUUAAUACUUAAAUGUUAUUCUGGGGCUAAUCAUUUUUUACAUUCGCAUUAAUAAUUCUUAGUUUAAUCUUUCAUUAUUCUGUAAGUAAGCUAAAAAAAAAGAUUAAAAAAAAGUUUGUAAAUGAAUUUGAUUCAUGUUCCUCAUUAAAUCUUUAUGUAUUACCAAUAACAUUACUUAUUUUUUGGACAAUCAAUAUGAUAAUUAAACUUUUUGAUUCUGAAAAGAAUUUUAUUAGAGAAUAGGGAAAUUUUGUUUAAGGCUUAUUUUUCUUUCCAUAACUAUUAUUAGCAUUAUAAGGAUUUAAUUAUGCAUCAUUAUUUUUUUAUGCAUUCUACUAAUAAUUAGUGCCAAAUCUUCCAAAAUCAUUAUAAAGUACUUAUAUGUUCUUUGCAAAAAUUAGUAUUUAUAAUUGCUUUUUUGGAAAAAUAGCAGUAAGAAAUUAACAUUGAAUUUAGGAAUAUAAGAUACCAAAAAAUUCUUUACUUUAUGAUGCAGAUUCAGCUAAAGACAGUACUUCAUCAAUUAUAUAGAAAGAUGAAUCUUCAACAAAUCGAUGA
Paramecium sonneborni is the source of this 1206-nucleotide messenger RNA. Lineage: Eukaryota; Ciliophora; Oligohymenophorea; Peniculida; Parameciidae. The record is from the annotation of a GenBank genome assembly.